AUGAUGGGAUUUAUUUCUCUGCAAGGGACUCAAGUGACUGAACUUCUGCCUGGCCCCGAGGACCCCGGGAAGCACCUCUUUGAGAUCAGCCCAGGUGCUGCCGGGGAGCGCGAGAAGGUGCCGGCCAACCCGGAGGCGCUCCUGCUCAUGGCCAGCUCCCAGCGCGACAUGGAGGACUGGGUGCAGGCCAUCCGCCGGGCCAUCUGGGCCCCGCUUGGCGGAGGUACUGCCCGUAGCUCGCAUGCCCGCCCCAUAGAACCCUUGUCUCCAGGUGCUGCCGGGGAGCGCGAGAAGGUGCCGGCCAACCCGGAGGCGCUCCUGCUCAUGGCCAGCUCCCAGCGCGACAUGGAGGACUGGGUGCAGGCCAUCCGCCGGGCCAUCUGGGCCCCGCUUGGCGGAGGGGUGUUCGGGCAGCGCCUGGAGGACACGGUGCAGCAUGAGCGCAAGAGCGGCCCCCGCCUGGCGCCGCUGCUGGUGGAGCAGUGCGUGGACUUCAUCCGGGAGCACGGGCUCACCGAGGAGGGGCUCUUCCGCAUGCCUGGCCAGGCCAACCUGGUACGGGACCUGCAGGGUUCCUUCGACUGCGGGGAGAAGCCGGUGUUCGACAGCACCACGGAUGUGCAUACGGUGGCCUCCCUGCUGAAGCUCUACCUGCGGGAGCUCCCUGAGCCCGUGGUCCCCUUCGCCAGGUACGAGGACUUCCUCAGCUGUGCCCAGCUGCUCACCAAGGACGAGGGGGAGGGGACUCUGGAGUUAGCUAAACAAGUGAGCAACCUUCCUCAGGCCAAUUACAACCUGCUCAGGUACAUCUGCAAGUUUCUAGAUGAAGUCCAGGCCCACUCAGACGUCAACAAGAUGAGUGUCCAGAACUUGGCGACAGUUUUCGGACCUAACAUCCUGCGGCCCCAGCUGGAGGACCCCGUGACCAUGAUGGAAGGCACUUCCCUGGUCCAGCAUCUGAUGACCGUCCUGAUCCGCAAACAUGCCCAGCUCUUUGCCACCACAGCCCUGGAAGGACCUGCCUCUCCCCAUCGGGGCCCACCGUGCACUGUGGGGUGGGGCUCCGAGGAGGCGACGAGGGACAGCCAGGAAGAGCACGGCGGCCCUGGCUUGCCAGCGCACAGGACCUCGUCUCUGGAUGGGGCUGCCGUGGCGGUGCUCUCUAGAACUCCCGCCCCAGCCCUGGGCCCCAGCUCGGGGAAGAGGGUGCAGACUCUGCCCAGCUGGAAGUCCUCCUUCCGGCAGCCAGGGGCCCGGUCCGGGAGCCCAAAGGGGGGCAGCUCGUCCCUGGAGGUGCCCAUCAUCUCUGGCGGGAACUGGCUCAUGAACGGGCUGUCGUCCCUGCGCGGCCACCGCCGGGCCUCGUCGGGAGACCGGCUCAAGGACUCGGGCUCUGCCCAGAGGCUGUCCACCUGUGACAACGUGCCCCCGCCUGGCCCCCCGCCCAGCACGCCCAGCGCGGCCAGCCCAGCGUGGUCCGCGGCCUCGUCCUCCUGCGAGGCCUCUGCAGGGGGCUCGCUCAGCAGCUGCACGGCCUGCCGGGCCAGUGACUCGUCCCCCUGCAGCUCCCUGCACACCGAGUGGGCCCUCGAGCCCUCCCCACUCCCCAGCAGCAGUGAGGACCACAGGUCCCCGGACCUGGGCCACAGCCUGGAGGAGGUGGGCGCAGGUGUCAGCAGCAGCGAGCCCAGUGACCCGGGCAGCCCUGGCCAGGACCAUGCCCGCCGCGUGCAAGCCCUGCAGGGCCUGGUGGCAGAGCUCAGGGCGCAGCUGUGCCGGCAGCGGACUGAGUAUGAGGCGAGCGUGAAAAGCAUCGAGCAAGGCAGUGCUGACCUGAGAACACAAAUGGCCCGGCUGGAAGAAGAGCUGCAGCAGGAGAAGAAGAAGUACACCAUGCUGGAGAUCAGGCUGCGGAACUCGGAGCGGGCGCGGGAGGACGCUGAGAGGAGGAACCAGCUACUGCAGAAGGAGAUGGAGGAGUUCUUUGCCACCCUGGGAAGCUUGACUGUUGGGACGAAAGGUGCCACAGCGCCAGAGUAGGGCAGCAGAAGCCCCCGCUGUGCCUGGGCUGCCCCUCUCCCUUCAGCAGAGCUGGCCAUGCCAGAAGCCUGUAGCUGGGGCCAGGCCACGGGCGGGGGCUGCCACUCCGGAGCCAGCUGGAGGGGAAUGCUGACGUCCCGGAGGACUGCUGGGACCCCACACAACGCAGAAAGGAGCCAGAUGCGCCUAUGGUGUAGGGCCUGUGGGCGUCGGCGUUGAGCCCACCCCUAGGAGAGGUCCCCGCAGCUACCAAACCAGAUGGCACGAAACCCUGUGGCCAGCAGGAAGUUGCUUUGUUAUUAAACUUGCUCUGA
Molecule: messenger RNA, 2354 nt
Organism: Tupaia belangeri chinensis (Chinese tree shrew)
Lineage: Eukaryota; Metazoa; Chordata; Mammalia; Scandentia; Tupaiidae
Product: rho GTPase-activating protein 22
Exons: 10
Coding region: 1-2040 (679 amino acids)
Biological process (GO): activation of GTPase activity; signal transduction
Cellular component (GO): focal adhesion
Molecular function (GO): GTPase activator activity
Source: RefSeq, a predicted model, not a curated record